AUGUGGCCCAUGGAGGUCAGGGAGUCGGUGAGAGUCAGCAGUACGUUGUCUGCGUACGCUGAUACUUUGAAGGUUUUCUCUGCUACCCGUAUUCCUUGUAUGUGUGGGUGUUGGCGUAUAGCCUGCAGUAGUGGUUCUAAGGAGAUGGUGAAUAGCAGUGGCGACAAUGGGCAGCCCUGGCUUGUUCCUUUCUGGGAGUGGAAGGGGGUCUUUGUGGCCCUUGCAAUCGGGGUUUGGGCUCUCAGGUUUGUAUAUAGAGUGCGUAUGGCCUGAAUAUAAGCGGCUGGGAAUCCCCACUCUUCCAGGAGGCUAAACAUGUAUGGCCAUUGCACCCUGUCAAAGGCCCUCUCCGCAUCCAAGGAGAUGGCCAGUGAGGGAUUUUCGGAUUUCUGCAUGUACCAUGUUGAUACCGCCCCCUCUACGUGUAUUUUCAUAUAGUUGUCUACCGGGGAUAAACCCCACCUGGUCCGGGUGGAUUAGGUGUGUGCGCAUUGGUGCCAACCUAGCCGCCAGGAUUUUUGCAUAUAUUUUAAGGUCCGAAUUGAUCAGGGAGAUGGGCCUAUAGUUUGAUGCGAGUUCAUUGUCUUUCCCUGGUUUUGGGAUGAGCGUGAUGUUGGCUAAUGCCAUGUCGGCGACGGGUGCGCCGCCCGUCAUAAAGUGGUUAUAUAAAGAGGUGAGGUGGGGGGGCCAGUUCUUCUCGAAAUUUCUUGUAGUACCCUAUCUCAUAGCAGUCGGGGCCUGCGGCUUUAUUCCUUUUUAGGACUGCUAUGGCCGUUUCUACUUCUAAUUGGGAGAUUGGUUCCUGUAAGUUUGUGGCAUCCCUAUCUGUUAUCUCUGGAAGAUUUAUGCUGGCAAGGAAGGCGCGCAAUGAGGACCGUGUUUGUUCUUAUGUGCUUUGUGGGUGUUGGGCCUGACCCGUAAAGGUUCGAGUAGAACUCCGUGAAUACCCUGUUUGUCUUGGAGUUGUUGCUAGUUCCUGAGUGAGCGUGCGUAUUUUUGUGAUGGGUUUGUAGUCCCCUCGGGGGUGUAGUGCUCUGGCUAAUAGGGAGUCCAUUUUGUUGGACUUUUCAUAGAAUAAUCGCCUAGAUCUCUGGAUCGAGUGUGCGACCCCUUCUAGCAGAAUCGCUCUAAUUGAGUGUCUUAGUGCGGUGAGUUCUGCUAGUUUUUUGGUUGUGGGAUUAUGUUUGUGCUGCUGUUCUGCUUUUCGUAGGGCAGCCUGAAAUUCUAUCUGUGCUCGGGUGUUGCAUUUCUUUUUGUGUGUUGCCACUUUUAUGAAGUGUCCUCUCAUGACUGCUUUGUGGGCCGACCAAGUCGCCACUGGGUCUACCUCUGGUGUGGUGUUUUGUUUAAAGUAUUCUGCGUUAAGAGUGCGCGUGUUCUCGCAUAGUGUGUCGCUGUUUAGUAAGCUUGUUAAGUCGCCAGGUCCAAGAGGUGGAGUAUUUGAGUUUGUCUAAUGUGAACGAUAUAUCCGCAUUGUCUGACCAGGGGAUACUGCCUAUGUCGGAAUGCACUAGUUUGGACAUCUCUACACCGUUAAGGAAUAUGUGGUCUAUUCUCGAGUAUGUGCCAUGGGGCGCUGAGUAGAACGUGUAGUCACGUGAAUCUGGGUGCUGGAGCCUCCAAGAGGUCAAGAGCUGUGUGUUGGUGAGGAAGGUAUGCAAUAGUUUGUCCUGUGCACCCCUCCCGUGGGACCUGGGUGAGCCUGUUCUCGUGCUCCUGUCUAUGGCUGGACUUGGUGCAGCGUUGAAGUCUUCCCCCCCCACCAGUGUUAUAUUUCUGGGGCAAGCAUCUUCUCUCUUCCCUUGGCUGUCGGGUAAGAGUCAACGCUGGGUCCAUUGCGUACCAGUCCAUAAUGCGUACCUAUGUGAGUUUCAGCGCCCUUAUGAAUGGUGCCACAUCUCUGUUCUGCUAUGAUGUGGGUGGUCCCUUUGAGUGUGACGAUAAGGGCUAGGGGGAAGCCCCAUUUGUAUCUGAUGUUUCUAGCACGUAGUUGGUCUGUGAUCGGUUUUAGGUGUCUCCUUGCUUGAAGGGUGAGCCAGGAGAGAUCUUGGUAAAUCUGGAUUUCAUAUCCAUAGAACAGCAAUGGCGGAUUAGUGUCUCUUUUAGCUUUUUGAGUAUUCGGUCUUUGUCUGUAAAAUAGUGUAGACGACAUGUCUCUUGGGGCGUCUCCAUUGUUGCCUUUGGGUCUGAGUGAGCGAUGCCUUCUGUCGAAGUGGAUCAGCGUUGUGAUUGGCUGCUCUAGUAAUAAGUUGAAUAGCUCCUGCAAUUUUGCUUGUAUAUGUUUCGGGGAGGCCCUUGAUCCUGAGAUUAUUUCUGUGCCUCCUGUUAUCUAUGUCGUCCAGCGAUCUUUGAAGCUGAGACAUUUGUUUUGUGGGUGUCUAAACGGUUGGACAGGAUUUUAAGUUGGAUCUGUACCUGCUCCCUGUCUUCCUCCAAGUCAUGUACACGUAGGCCUACCUGCCGGAUUUCAGCACUCAGUCCCUCCAUCUUGUGCUGGAAUGAGGUUUCAAGUUUCUCCAGCACUACUGUGAGGUCUGCCUUGGAGGGCAAAUUUUGGAGCAGGACUUUAAUAUCUUGCUCUGUUGUGGCUGCUGAGGUCUCUGCUGCUGCAGGGCUGGGCGGAUUGCAGAGGUGUUCGCCUGCCAUCGGCGCCAUGUUUACACUGCCGUGUUCCGUCGUGCGGCCGGCAUGCUCUUUGAAGAAUUUAGAGACCGAGCCCGGUCUCUCGGUGGGUGCUUUCCCGCUACCUGUGUGGGCGCCCUGGGUCCUUUUUGGGGUUCCCCAUGCUGGUCGGUGCUCGUGCUCCUGUUUUUAGUGCCUGUGGUGCCGGAGCCGAGUUAACAUGCGGCCAUCUUCUCCGACGGUCGGCAAUGCCCCCCCGUUGUCUUCACUUCUGAGUGAGUUUAUGACCCCCGGCUCUGCUUGUUCUCAGGGUGGCGGCAGGGCAUCCAUCUCUGUUGGGUCUUAGGUUCGGGGAGGCUCAGUCCGGGAGCCACAGGUCCAAGCACUUCGUCUUCUUGCCGAGGCCCCGGACGGUCGCAUAGCUUGCAUGCGUGGUAGUCUUUGCCUUUGGGGUUUUUGAAUCGGCAUCCGGGAACUCUGGACAGGUGUGUAAAAGGCCAAGGGGUCAGGGCACUGCAUUUGGACCGGGGGAGCUGUAGUUCACGGGUUAGCUCGAUUAGGUCGUCUGCCUCUCUAACCAUGAAGGGGCCGGUUCGUGUGAAAACUUGCAUUCCAGAUGGGAAAUUACAGCGAUACCGUAGCUUUAUCUUGUUAGAUCCUCGUUAGCGGGCGCAUCGCUUGUGGUAGGCCAACGUGGCCGGGGACAGGUCCGGGAAUAGCUGGACCUCCGCUCCAUUUAUGUGUAUGCGUCCAGUCUCUCGUGCUCUCCGCAGGAUAUCCUCCUUGAGCUGGAAGCUAGCGAGGCAGCAGAUGUCCCUUGGAUCAUCUGGGGCCCCUUUUGGGCGCAAUGCGCGAUGUGCUCUUACAAAGUCAAUCGGGGUUGGCUCUGGCCUACCCAGUAUUUUGUUGAAGAUGUCAUUAAGGAUCUCUUUAAUGGGCUCAGGGUUGGUGGUACAUUCAGGGAUGCCCCUUACUCUUAUGUUUUGCCUUCUGCCCCUAUUAUCCAUGUCCUCUAUGUGGAAUGCCAUCUGUCUAAGAUGGUCAGUUUGCGCUUAUAUGGCGUCUGCAUUCGUGGUCUGUAACGAUUGUACGUUGUCAUUGUCUGCCUCCAACUGGGAGACCCUAUGGUGAAGGCCAUGCAGGUCUUGCCACAUGGCAUGCAGUUCUGCCGUUAUAGAUUCCUGCAAGGCUAUGUUGGCCUGUUUGAGGUCUGCUUUCGUUGGUAGGUUGUUGAGCAUUGUCACCCACCCAGGUGGGGCAUCCCCCAGGCCGGUUGUGUCGGACCCGACCCUCUGGGAAGGCGAGAGAGUGCAGUCAGUGGCCUCUGAGUCAUUGGAGGCCUGGGAGGCGAGGUCGGCCGGCAUGACCAAAUAUUGUCGUAGUGAGGUAGCCGGGUCCCUCUUGGUGUGUCCGUGGACUUGGUGGCUAGCGAUGCUCUGUGAGUUUUCCCCAUUUUCAGGCCUGACCCGUGGCGCUGCAAGGAAAUGUGCUGAGCUGGUGGGGAGCUCUCGCACUAUGCUGCCAUCUUGCUUGGCGUCCUAGCCACGCCCCAUGUUUUACUUUUUUUAAAAGCAUAAACGCAGAAUACGAAUAGAAGGGAAACUAAUGCUAGCAUUGCAAGAGCACAGUUAAAUGGUUCAGAACAAAUUUGUUAGUGCAACUAUACGUCUAAAAUCAGAAAUGAAUGAACUUGGGCCUCAAUGUAAUAUUAUUGGAUAAGCUUUCCUAAUCAUUAAAAAGAAAAAAGGGAAGUUUAGUUCAAAAUUGCUAAAUAUUAUGAAAAAUAUUUUAAUUUUGUAAUAUUUAGUUUUAUAUAUGAUCUAUAAUUUUAUAAUUUUAAUGUUGGAAAAAAUCACUUUAAAAGUGUGUCCAAAAAUAUUGCAUUAAGGCCAGAUGUUUAUGGACUAAAAUAUUUUCUAAAUUCUCUGACAAUUAUUCUAUGGUGGUUGGACAUGUUUCCUGGGGUCCAAUGUGUGCUGCUCCCUACCUUCAUGACUUGCAAAAAAAAAACAGAAGCGCUCAGCCCCUGAGCCAAGACUAUCACCACUAAACUUGGCUCAAUCAGCUGACUCGCUCUGACAAUGCUAGAGCUUGAUCACUACAUGGCUUAGCUCAAAACUAAAAAAUUCUUUUUGAGAAAUGUGUGGCUUUCGGGAGAUAGGAGCAGCAUCUGGUGGACCCCAGUUAAGGAGUUAAACCAUUCUAAAACCGUUUGACUCCUGGCAACAUAACCACUGCAGUGCAUGUGCUUGGAGUGUUCAUCUAAGAGUUAUAUGCAAUCAAUAUCUGAGGGAUAUUUAACAUUCUGUUUGAAGGUUAGUGUGCUCAUCUGAGUGUUUAACUCAAAGCUUAUUUAUUUUAAUUCCCCUUCAUUAUACUCUAGCAUCCACUGGUCCAAGCAAUAUUCAGUCGGAAAAUAGAUGAAGUGAAGUUAUUACUGAACCAGAAAGAAAAUGUAAAUGUUUUGGUGAGUAUCAGCUUUACUAUUCUCAUUCUAGAUGUCUGGAACUAUAUUAAUGGGUCUUGAAUGUUCAUUGCAGAAUUUCCUGACUCCUUAAGAAUUGCGAAAGUGUGUGUAUGUAUGUAUCCCUUGCUUAAGAACAAACAUUCCUUUAUAGAUACAAUGGUAGAUGCAAGCUAAAUGCUGGGGGGGAGGGAGGUGAAAUUUUGUAUGAAAAAUAUAAUCUGGCAGUGGCUCCAGUCUAGGAGGGGGGGCGGGGAGGAGUUUGCAGAAGAAUGUGGCCUUAAUUGUGAAUCAACUGUAAUAUAUACCCAAUGAGUACAGCAUGCUGGGAGAAUGUAAUGUAAUAGCAUGUCCCUCGGUGCUGUCAUCAGAAUGCUGCACAGGAAUGCAUGUGGAAGCAGGUGAAAUGGUCUGUUGCAUCAUGAAGAGACAGUCAGCUUCUCUACUGAUAUCAAGCACUACAUGCCUCAAAUCUCUUCACCACUGACAGAGUAGUACAGGGAGAAUUAUUUAAAGAAACUUGUGUGUCUGGGGAGAUGAUUUUAUCUAUUCUAACAGACAAAUUUUGGGCACCAUAUACUUUAACUCCAAACUCUUCAAGUCCUCCCCUUCACUUCUGUUCCAAUCUGAAGCUUUAAUCAGGAAGGUUGAGUACAUCAGCAAACUGUCAGUCUGUCACCCUUUCUAUUCACAAACGUGAGUGAAAAGAUAUCUACCUCGGAUUGUAACAGAAGUGAAGGUACAUAGUUGAUGGGUGCCAAAUUGAAGUCUGGGUUUAAAUCCUUUUGUUUGUUUUAACCCUGUUGAAGUAAGUUGGCGUCCGCGCCUCCUUCCACCGUUUCAUUUUUAUGAAUUGUUUUGGUGUCUGGAUUGUCCCUUUACACUGCAGCACAGCAGUUGCAAGAAGUAUACAAAUGUGUAAAAAAAUAAAUCCUACUUGUACAAAUAUUGAUUUUAUUAUUCUCAUUUUCCCCAUUACAGGACCAAGAAAGACGUACUCCCCUGCAUGCUGCUGCCUUCUUAGGAGACCUUCAAACUAUUGAGCUAUUAAUACAGUCAGGUAUGAUCUGCGUGAACUAUUUUUUUCUUAAUCUGUUUUACAUUUAUACUUUGUUUCAAUACAAUGAGUUUUAGAUUAAAAAGUUCAGUCUUCAGGCCUCUUGUACACACGACUAAGUACCAACACGACAAAGCUGUUAAAUUAACCAGAUUAGACUUUACAUAAUCCUGAAUCUUUAGCAUUAAGUAUCACAUUUGCGUGUUUUUUUUUUUUUUUGGUUUUUUUAACCGUUCUAAGUAGAGUUAAUAGAUUUGAAUAAAGUAACGUAAUUUAAAUGUUUUUUUAACUUUGAUUUUAUCUGUAUUAUGAUCUGUGCAAAAAAAUUUUAUUUUUUUUUUCUUCUACAUACAGUAAGGGAGUAAAUGAAGUUUGUCAUUUUCCUAUUUAACUUAUGUGGUCUCUGUUUAUAAAACAGUUGUAACAUGCUACGUACAUUUAGCAAUAAGUGCCUUUUUUGUGCAUUUGUUAUGCAGAAAUGCGAUGUACAUUCUAGAGCACGCUAGUUAAUCUACACUUUAUGCUGAGCAGAUGUAUAGAUGGCCUUUGUUUAUAUAUUGAGGUUUGUAGCUUAUAUCUCUCAACUGCAGCUAUUCCGGUCAGCUAGGUUCUAAAAUGCUAUAUGGACAAAGCAUUUGGAGUGUGUACAAUUUACUGUAUCUAACUAAGUAUGUCAUGCAGAAAACAUCAGAUUCAAUGUAUAUGCAUCAAUAGGCUUAUGUUCACUAGCAUAGAGCAUAGUUUAAAAGUAGAGUACUUGCACCCACACCUUUUUUUAAAGGUGCACUUUGAAUAUUUGCCUAUGAUAAUAGAUAUGUCGGUGUGUUUUUAGGUGCUAAUGUAAAUGCAAAGGAUUCGGCUUGGCUCACACCUGUGCACAGGGCUGUUGCUUCACGCCAUGAGGUAAAUUGCAAACUUUUGUAAAAGUAACAUAUUGUUAAAUUACAUGUGUUGUGCUGCAGCAAAAAAGUCAUCAAGAAUGCCUGUACUUUAUCAGCCUACACAUAAAAAAAGUAAGCUGAUUCAUUUAAGAAAUCCAUAGUAUAUUUGUAAUUUAUAAUACUGUUUUUGUUUCUGUUGGGUAGGGUUAUUGUUAAAUACAAACAUAGGCGCAGAUAUUAAAAUAAAUAUAAUCCAACUUGGACUGACUGCAAAUAAAAACUUGUAAACUAAAUUUUUUAUUUUAUUUUUAAAGUGUAGCCAACCUUUGUUCCUCUUUAACUCUACUUUACAAAUAGAGAGCAGUCUCUCUCCUCGUGAAACACUCUGCAGACGUCAACGCACGGGACAAAUACUGGCAAACUCCACUACAUGUUGCUGCUGCUAAUCGAGCUAAUAAAUGCGCAGAGACGUUGAUAACGCUAGUGAAGAAUGUCAACAUUGCGGAUCGCACAGGACGCACUGCCCUUCAUCAUGCUGUGCUCAGUGGAAACCUGGAGGUAUAUACGUGAUUGACUCAUAACCCUGUCUGAAAUUCUCUUUGCACUUCAGUGAAAAGCAUCUCUGAAAAGAAAAAAGUGUUUAAUACAUAAGUGAAUCAUCACAGAGGAGGUUAUUCCACUUUCUCCUCUACAUUUUAUCGAUGUGGCUUUUUUUUUCUCCAGCAAUGUCUUCUCUUUUCACAGAUGGUGCUCAUGCUUUUAAACAAAAGAGCUCACCAUGGUAUAUGUGAUAAGAAAGAGAGGCAGCCUAUUAUGUAUUCUUCUUUCCUGGGUAAGUUGCAGAUAUAUUAAAUUCUAUCCUGCUUUUAUUUAAAUUUUUUUAUAAUUAGUAGUGGUAGUAGGCGAUUACCACCACCUUUGAGUGGGGUUUUGUUUCUUUAGGUUGGUAUUGGUUCUACCUUACUUUUCUGUGUAAUAGUUCUCCUAAAGUCACCAAGACAAUUUCAUUUCAAUGAAGUAGUCGUGCUGCAGUGCUUAUGUAAGCUCGAGGUAAAACAUUGCUGUUUUACAAGAAGGGCGAUGUUUACCUUAAAGGGUUAAGCACACCACUAGUGGCUCCUAUACUGACAAAUUCUAAAGGCACAUCUGCUGCACUGAGUAAAACUGUGAUGUUGCAGCUCUUAGAAAAGUAUUGGGUUUAAUGCUUUCUUAUUAAAAGCAGUGGAUGCCUCGUAUGGUGCUUGCUGCAGAACUUUGGAUUGAACAACCACCAGAGUAAGCCAUACCUCUUUGAGUCUCAAAGAUGGGGAAAAUGGCUCAUAUGUAUAAAUGUGAGAACCGGCAUCAGUUCUUUAGGUUUACUCUUCCCUCCCUCAGAUUGUUUUUGCGCGAGUGGAUCAGCAUUAAUGUAGGUUCAUCUAGGAUACAUAUUUUCUCUUGCGUUUCAUGGGACAGGAAACGCAUUUUUGCAUUACAUUUGACCGGAAGUUGUUCCUUUGGACUCCAAGUAACAAUGUUUCAUUUUCAAUUCUACUUUACUAUUUUUUACUGCCUCUCCCUCCUUGGACACACAUAGUUAGCUAAUAAUGUACAUAUGUGUUUUGUUAUUUUAAUGAUUUUGUUUUAUUCACCAACGUUAAUGUGCAAGUUAAUUAUUGGUUGAUCAUUGGCACUUCUUGAUAUAGAUAGAUCUAUAGAUGGAUAUUUGACUGUGGUGUUAGCUUGACAAAGACCUCUUAGGUCAAAACGUUGCUGCUCUUUUCUGUUUCUUUUCCAAAACUGCCUGGGGCGUGAAAGCCUUGAAUGCCUGGAGAUAUUUUUUUUUAAUUUAUUUUUGCCUCAAAGAUGGAAAAGGGCAUGUAAAAAAAAAAAAAGUAUGUCCAUAACGAAGGACAGAGGCACUAUAUAUUGUUGGAAAUGCAGGAUUGUAUUACUAAUGCUAUAGUGUCCUCUUUAAUAAUGAGGAAGGUGAAGGCUGAAAGACACACGUGGGAGAAAAAAAUGAAUGUAAAAGUAAUGUCUUAUGCUACUGUGAUAAAUCCAAUAAAUAAAACAACUCAUUGCAUAUUCUGAUGAUAGUAUUUUGUUUAAGAAAAAUAACCAAACAUCUGACACUGUUAACCUUUUUAAUUUGCUUUGCUGAAUGUGAUGUGUGUUGAAAAAUAGACCUCUUUACACUGCACCAUUUUGAGUAGGGGCCCUUUUUUUCUAUUCAAGGACACCUGGAAAUUACAAAGCUGUUGAUUUCUCGGGGAGCUGAUGCAAUGUCGAAGGAUAAGAAGGGUUAUACUCCUCUCCAUGCAGCUGCUUGUAGUGGACAGGUUGAUGUGUUGAAGUAUUUGUUAAAACUUGGUGUGGAGGUGAGUUUAGUUUUUUAAUAGUUUGUUAAAACUGUAACCUUUUAAGGGGUGGAUCUCCUCACUUGUCUACACUACUUUAAAGGGACACUAUAGUCACCAAAACAACUACAGCCUAAGGCCUUUUAAACUGUGCUAACAGACUUUUGUGCAUUUUAAUUUGUCAAAGUGCUUAAAGGACUACUAUAGUGCCAGGAAAACAUACUCGUGGAGAGGAAGGGGUUAAAAUCUUACCUUUCACCAGCGCCGGGCAGGGAGCUCUCCUCCUCCUCUCUGCCUCUUCUCCUCCUCUUUGGCUGAAUGCGCAUGCACAGGAGCUGCGCGUGCAUUCAGCCAGUCUCAUAGGAAAGCAUUCACAAUGCUUUCCUAUGGAUGCUUGCGUCUUCUCACUGUAAUUUUCACAGUGAGAAGCACGCAAAGCCUCUAGUGGCUGUCAAUGAGCGAGCCAUUAGACGCUUUAGAGGCUGGAUUAAGAAACUAUGUUUUUAUCAAAAAAAAAUGGGUUAACCUUAGCUGGACCAGGCACCCAGACCACUUCAUUAAGCUGAAGUGGUCUGGGUGCCUAGAGUGGUCCUUUAAUAUCAAAAUCGUGCUUAUUUGAUAUUGUGCAAAAAUAGCAAUAACUUGUGCAUAAUCUGCAAAUCCAAAGUGCCAAUUUACACAUUAUAUAUGAUAUACUUGCAAUGUACGUAGUUCAACAUGAAAAAGAAAAACAGUGUAAUACUGUAAAUACACCAUAUAUAAAAAGAACCAGAUGUGUUUAGCACUCACAAACGUUGAGCAGGUAAGCCUUUGCUGCAGAAAGACUGACAGCCGUGAUCAAAUUGAACAAUCUUUAUUUCAAUUUAAAAUAAAAAAAAAUUACCAGUCCCUCAGAUAAGCUUCCAAAAGUCCUGUUACCAGUUGCCGGCACUUCUGGAUUCCUGGAAUGUUUGCGCUCGUAACAGUGGACGGAGUAUGGUUUUUUUUAUUUUUUUAUUUUUUAUUAUUUGGUCUGUCUUCUCUAGCAUUGCAUAUAUAACCAUUUUAGGGAUGUUAAAAAUUAACUUUCUAACACGUCUGUCUUGGCAGAUUGAUGAACCAAAUUGCUUUGGGAACACUGCCCUCCACAUUGCCUGUUACAUGGGACAAGAUUCUGUGGCCACUGAACUUGUUAAUUACGGCUCCAAUGUCAACCAACCCAAUGAGAAAGGUUUCACCCCUCUGCACUUUGCUGCCGUUUCUACCAAUGGAGCUUUGUGUCUGGAGCUUCUUGUAAACAAUGGGGCUGAUGUUAAUUUUCAGGUAAAAUUUUAUUCAUGUAAAUGGUUUUUCAAAACAAGUGUGGCACUCUUUUUGUGUGUGUGUGUUUUUUGAGGUAUGGGUUUUGUCUGGCUACAACAGACUUGUUGCAGGCCCGUCGUGGGUCCGGCCACAGGUCUGUCUAUUUCUUUGGAGGGGGAAUAUGUGAUGGAUUGCCUGAGUUGCUUGUCGCAGGCCACAAGCUUGUGGUGCCAUUUUUGUGAUGGUUUUCGAUGUGUCUAGAUGUUGCUGUGUUGUGUGCCUGUAUUCUACAUAGAGCAGUGUGUCUGUAUAUGCAGGUGUGGGGCAACAAAGGGGAGGGCAGCAGCUCUAUAGACUGUAAAUUAUAGUUAGGUGUGGUAUUCUGUGUUAAUCAAGAAAUGCUGCACUGUGUGUGACCACCUGCUGUGGGAGCCAGCAAGUCUAUCUGCUACAGCAAAGGGCUGUGUUGAUGUAACCAGAGAUUGCUCUGAACGGAUAGGGGGUUCCAACUUCAAAGUGGAAUUUGCGUUGUAAGCUCUGAUUGAUCAUGCAAUCAAAUUGGCCCCUUUUGUAAAAGUAUUAAAGAAUUUUUGGAGCUUUUUUAUUUAUUUAUAUGUAUGUUGUGAUUGAAAACCCCUUCCACAAAAUGUGCUUCUUUGUUAAACUAAUUAGCAUAUGCCCACUCAGAAUCCUUUGCGGUUGUAACAUCGCUGCAGUUUGGGAAUUUCUGUGGGAAAAGCAAGUCUUAUGGCUUGACUGGUAUGCAGAUUUUUGUUUAACACUGAUGUGUAUGUGUAUAUGUGAGUGAACGGGUCGAAACAUUGAUCAAACAACCUGUAAACCUUUGGAUUAAAGACCGUUAAUAUUCUUAAAUAGACUGGAGAGUGCAUCUUUCUUCAAUAUAAUUAUGUUUGUAUGUAUCUCUAUCUAGAACUCUGUACCUCAGGGGGGGGGACUGAAUUGCCUCUCAAGCACAGUAAAUCAUGGGAGGGAUUGCCCUGGGGGUUGGGUUGGAAACCCCUUGUGAUUAGGUUUUUGCAUAAUAGGCAGUGUGUGGCCCUGAAUAAAGCAGUUGUACUCCCAGAACUGUGUGUGGUCUAGUCAGGGCCGGUGCAAGGAUGUUUGCUGCUCCUCCCCCCCAUGUGACAUCACAAUGCCCCACCCAUAUGAUCAGCCAUGUUAACUAGAUGCAGUGCUGCCGUGUUAACAUUAAAAGGCCUGCAGGGACAGGCUAUAGACACCAGAACCACUACAUUAAAGCGGCACUGUCAUGCCGAACUUACCUUUCCUCAAUCUCUUCCUCUUCUCCCCCUCUCUCAGGAUCUGUUAUACUUUUCUUCCUGUCUUCUUUAGUUUUCUUUAAAAUCAUAAGACAAAGUAGGGACUCUUUGCCUUAUGGGGGAUUCCUCCGCUUGACCAGCUCUGACCAGCGGAGGAGCAAAGUGUGCUUCAUUUCCGCUGGUCAGAGCAAUUUUCCCAUGAUCCCUAGCUUUCCUCAGUGUUCCCACAAUGCUUCCUGUCAUUUUACACAAAACUGCCGAAUUGCGUUCUAACUGAAUGACAACAGUAUGUUCGUUUCUUUUAGAAUGCAAUUCGGCACUUUAUUCGGAUCAGAAUUUCAUUCGAAUGAAUGAAACUCCAAUCCUAUUCAUUGCUGUGGCUGCAUUUUGCAGCCGCUUAGUAGAUAGCUCCCUGAUACCGUGGGAAUUAGGGAGUUAUCUACUAAAAGGCUGAAAGACCUAAAUUGGCCUUUCAGCCAACUUUACUAAUACCAAGUAAAAAUUACUUAGUAUUAGUAAGUAAUAUGUCCCUACUCGCUAUACUGCGAGUAGGGGCAUGUCUGGUAAACAGUGAGCAGCCUGUGUAUUGACCCCCAUAGAGUGAGAGGGGGACCUGGGGGGGCUUAUGAAGUGGUGGGGAGCACUGCUCCCUGCUACUUCUAUAGUUACAUAUUACAAGGAGAGAGCUGCGUGCCGGUAGCUCCCUCCUUGUAAUAAACUGAACGAACAAACAAACACUGAUACAUUGUGUUUGUUUGUUCGGCUGAUAUUUCUAUUCACUCAUUCGUCUGUCUGAUGAAUGAGUGAAUAGAUGAAAUUCCCGUUCGCAUGUCCAGGUGUUUCACUGGGCAUGUGCGGGAAUCUCACAGUCUGUCUAGUGUGGGCUGAUGACGUGUCCCUGAGGCACUUCACCUACCCACACAAAGAUGGCGGCGCCCUGAAUGUAGAUCGGGGCAGAAAAUAAGGAUUAAAAAAAUAGGUAAUGUGGGGGGCUUAGGGGCAUUUGGGGGUGACUAGUGAGUCAAUUGGAUGUAGUGGAGGCGGGAGAGGGGUUAAAAAAAAAAAAACAGAAUUCGGCAUGACAGUGCCGCUUUAAGCUGCAGUGGUUCUGGGGACUAUAGUGUUUCUUUAAUGUGAGGUAAAUUAGAGAUUAGUGCCACGUAUAGUAUACUAGAUUGUCUACUUACAACCAGAUGAGGAUGAUGGGCUGUAGCUGCAGUCUGGCUCCACUGGUCUGGUGUAGAACAGGAUCUCUGGAGGCUGUUUGUAACUGUAGUCACAAAAAUCAAUGUUCUGGGAGAACUGGAAGCAGCUCCAUUUUUUUGGGGGCCCUUUACACAGCUCAAGGUCUGGGUCCCAGGGUCCACCUUCAUGUUCCACCAAUGAGUUUGUUCACAGGGGGUGGAGUGUAGGGAAUGUCCUGAUUUGUGUGUAAGGAAUGCAUUGUGUGAAUCUGUGUUUAGCCGUGUAAGGGCUGCAAGGUGUGUUUCUGUGUAUUGAGUGUGUGUAAGGGGUGCAUUGUGUGUGUGUGUGUGUGUAAUGGAUGUCCAUCUCCUCCCCCCUCCCAUGUCACUCUCUUCUCCCCUCCCCCUCUCCCCCGUCGCGCCAUUCUCCUCCCCCUCAAGGCUGCAAUGCUUUCCUAUGGGGAUUUUACCACCAUUGGAUGUCCUCAUGCAGAGCUCUCUCCUGGUGCUCCUCCUACCUCUCCCAGCACUCUUUCAGUGUUUCUUUCUCUGGCUCUGCUUCUCCCCAACUCCUCUCUGUUGGUGUCCCCCAAGGUUCAGUCCUUGGUCCCCUACUGUUCUCCAUCUAUACUGCCUCCCUUGGUAAACUCAUUAGCUCCUUUGGCUUCCAAUAUCAUUUCUAUGCAGAUGACACGCAAAUCUACCUGUCCUCUCCUGAUCUCUCCCCGUCCCUCUUGACUAGUGUCGCUGACUGCCUCUCUGCUGUUUCUAACUGGAUGGCUGUCCACUUCCUUAAACUACACUUGACCAAAACUGAAAUACUAGUCUUUCCUCCCUCAAGUGUUGUUACUCCUGUGUCUGUCUCCCUCCAAGUCAACUGUGCUACCAUCAGCUCCACCACGCAGGCACGCUGCCUAGGUGUUCUCUUUGACUCCGACCUCUCCUUCACGCCUCAUGUUCAGUCUAUCACCAAACCCUGUCAUUUCCAUCUCAAAAAAAUUGCGCGCAUCCGCCCCUACUUAACACCAGAUGUGACUAAGGUGUUGGUCCAUUCCACUGUCCUUUCUCGCCUUGACUACUGUAAUUCGCUUCUCAGUGGUCUUACGUGCUCCCAACUUGCGCUAUUACAGUCCAUAAUGAAUGCGGCAGCGAGGCUCAUCUUCCUGUCUGCCCGCACCUCCCAUGCCUCACCCUUCUCUCAGUCCCUACAUUGGCUUCCUAUAAAAUAUAGUGCUCAAUUUAAAAUUCUCGUUCUUGCUUUCAAAUCGCCACAUAAUGCUGCUCCCACCUAUCUGUCCUCCCUUAUACACAAGUAUGUCCAGUCUAGGCUCUUACGAUCUGCUUAAGACUUACGUCUAUCUUCUGUCCGUACUCCCACUUCUGAUGCUCGCCUUCAAGAUUUCUCGAGGACUGUCUCUAGUCUAAUACUAUCCUUACCUUUUUGUGUCCUUUUUACCCCACUCCCUCUAGCAUGUAAGCUCAUUGAGCAGGGCCCUCAACCCCUCUGUUUCUGUGUGUCCAACCUGGCUGGUUACAACUACAUGUCUGUUCGUCCACCCAUUGUAAAGCUCUGUGGAAUUUGAUGGCGCUAUAUAAAUAACAUAAUAAUUAUAAUCAUUGACAUUGCAGGGUUAAGGGGACCGGGACACUGCACCAACACUUCAAUGACCUGAAGUGGUCUGGUUGCCUAUAGUCUGUUUGAUUGAUAUACUAUAUUUGGAUGAUGCAAUGACUUCGAGUAACCAGUGUUAAGGGUUAUACCUCAGUAGUGAAUCCUCUCCGCCGAGGGUCUUGGUGACCUUUGUAGUACUAGUGCAAGUACUUGUUUUGUUUGUGGUUUUUUUUUUUUUUUUGUUUUGUUUUGUUUUUUUUGCACUUGGCUAGCUGGAUAUGUGAGCAGAUUUUCUUUUAUUCCCCCCAUCCCUUUAUAAAUUAAAAAAUAUAUAUCAUUUUAUUUUAUUUUUAUUUUAUUUUUUUAUUUUUUUUCUUUCUUGUUCAAUCCGUAAUUCUUUCCUGUAGUGCUGACAAAUUGUUACUCAGAUUUCCCCCACUAUUUUGCGGUGCUUAGUGGGAACAGCCAUCACACCACUCUGCAAAUGUGGCUAUUUGUGUAUAUGUAUAAUUUGGUUAUUUAGAUUGUCCCACCUUUACCAUAUAUACUAUACUAGAUUAUUUUUUUUUUUAAUCUUGUUGAUUUGAUUUUGUAUUCAUGUUUUUAAGGUGUCCAUUAUUUAUUUUCUACAAAAUAGAAUACUGAUGGAACGGAGACCCUCAAUGACCUCUUUGGGACAAUACAUAAAGUGAAGGAUCUCUAAAGUCCCUAUAAUUCGGUAAUCUCUUUAGACUACCUGAGGUUAUUACCGAAAGGGUCUUGGGUUUUCAAUAUAGGUACUUGGUUAUUCACUUUUGUCUGACAUUGAGCAAUAAGGAAAUGUGUUCUUUAUUCGUCCUGCAUGACUUUAGAGGGUGAUUUAUUUAUGAAUAGGUGUGUUAACAUACAUUUAUUAAAGACAAAAUAAAAGAUGUUUUAAUAAUUCUAGUUCCACAUUUUUAUUUUCUUUUGUUUAGCCAUAUUUAAAGGGGUAAACCUCUGAGCUGGGUGGGCAACUUUUCUAGACUUCAGGAUUUUGUUAUUUUUCCCUCCAGGAUUUUAGUCUAAUUUUUUUUUUCCCCCAUUUGAACUGUCAUACCCCAAAUAACUUAUGCUCAUUAGAUUGAGCAUAAGAUGCGGUCUAUGCAUUGUGCUAGCAGUUUUGCUAGCAAAUGUAUAGUUAAGGAGAGAACUUUUUUUUUUUUUUUAAACUAGGUUUUUCUCGCAGCUGCCUCCUGAGCGUAGCAAAUUUGGGAAUUACGUAUUUAUAUUUGAAAUAAGUCUUGAGUCUGUCUUACACCCAUCACAUUAUUAACUUGUAAAUCACAGCACAUGAACUUAAUGGCUCUUGUUAUGAAAGCCUUAGGCCCAUCUUGGCUAUUGGAAGGUUUUAGGAUUGGUUAAGCAUAAUUUGUGAAAAGUGAUUUUAAAUAUCAAUGUUGUGUUUUUAAAGUUACGCCAUUCCAAUCCCAGAGGUCUAGUAGUCACCUGCCACUUUUUGUUCUUCUCCGUUAUCCUCAGAAUAGCCAGCAACAAAACACACUGAUUAAUUGUGUGUGUAAAUAAAUUUUUUUAAUUUUUUUUUUGCAGAGUAAAGAUGGAAAGAGCCCUUUGCAUAUGGCUGCCAUCCAUGGACGGUUUACACGCUCUCAGAUUUUAAUACAGAAUGGUAGGUGCCUGUUGCAUCACACCUCUCUUUUGGCAGAACAUGUUCAGACAAAUGGACAUUGCUCUCUUCUAUUAUUUGUAGGUGGUGAAAUCGACUGUGUCGACAAAUACGGCAAUACACCUUUGCACGUCGCUGCUAGAUAUGGCCAUGAGCUGCUAAUUAGUACGUUGAUGACAAAUGGUGCUGAUACUGCAAGGUGAGUGUUCAGAGAAAUCAGACUUCAUACCUUUUUAUGAGCGAGAUAUCAUAGCAGAACUGAUGCAACUAAAAUUAGUAAAUAUAGGAAAUUAUAGGAAAUUAAAGGGACUCUCCAGUGCCAGGAAAACAUUACCUGCAGUGCCCUUCUCCCUCUCACCCCCCAUCCCAUGUUGCUGAAGGGGUUAAAGCCUCUUCAGUGACUUACCGGAAUCCAGCGCCAGCGUCUCUCUGCGCUGGGUCAGGCUCUGCCCACACUCCGCCCCCGCCGACGUCAACCAGCGGGGGAGACCUAAUGCGCAUGCGCUCGUUAGACCUCCCCAUAGAAAAGCAUUAUUCAAUGCUUUCCUAUGGGGAUUCUGGCGACACUGGAGGUUCUCAUGUAUAGCGUCGUUUAAAACACUUUUUUCGUGUUCUAAGAACACGAAGUCCCUCUAGUGGCUGUCUGAGAGACAGCCACUAGAGGAGGGCUUAAGCCUGCAAGGUAAUUAUUGCAGUUUAUUAAACCUGCUAUAAUUAUAUUUGCUGGGUUAAGGGUGGUGAGAUUUGGCACCCAGACCUCUGCAAUGGGCAGAAGUGGUCUGGGUGCCUGGAGUGUCCUUCUAAGCCUUUGCCAAGUCUCUUCUGUUUUGCAUCUAAUAAGGGAUUCCCAAGACAAAGGCAUAUAUACCUAUAUGUAAAUUAUUCUGUCCUAAAACACACAAAGAAAUGAAAUAAAUAAAACUGUGUACAGUGACCUUUCCACUAGAUAUGGAGAUUAGACUUCUAGAUUAUGCACAUAUAUGCUAACAUUUGAGUUUGCAUGCAUCCAGGUCAAUAGAGUUAAAAUGUAUGCUGCUUACUAGAGAUCUAAACAGUGUACAUUUUAUAGCAUCUUGGCUAGCAGAACAUUCAGUGUUCUUUGUGGACCAUUCUUCAUUGGGUAACAUAUAGCUCUAUUCUGUAUCAAAAUAAAGCCUUCUAAGGCUGCAAUUUAUUCAUGCCAGAGGUUUCAUUUGUAUCCUGUUUUCCUUUUUCUCAGGCGUGGUGUACAUGGCAUGUUUCCGCUUCACUUAGCUGUUCUUUUUGGUUUCUCAGACUGUUGCCGUAAGCUACUUUCCUCAGGUAAGAGAUUUUUUUUAAAUUAACUACUUGAAUGUGUCUUAACCAUAAUGGGAAAUAUAAUCAUACGUGAAAAUACAGUCCAUAUGUUAUUGAGAAUGUGUUUUUCUAUUUAGCGUUUUGUCCGCAAUCUGAAUUGUGAUGCGACAUAGCAUUGUCCCCUAGAUUGGAGCUGCUUGUUUUAGAGCUUCGACUCGAGCUCUGUAAAGCAUUUUGCUCAUGCUAAUUUACCAGUAAAUAUCCUGGCAUCAGAUCUCUGUGCCUGCUUGCUAUAUUGAGAUGGACUUGGUAAACCAUUUUCUUUCCUUUCUAGGUCAGUUGUACAGCAUAGUGUCGUCGCUUAGCAAUGAGCAUGUGCUGUCUGCUGGCUUUGAUAUUAACACGCCUGACAACCUUGGGAGGACCUGCCUCCAUGCUGCUGCUUCAGGAGGGUGAGUCUCAUUUGUUAAAGUAGCCCUUCAUUGUUAUGCUAACAUUCUGUGUACCUAAAUAACGCUUUAGGAUUAUAUUUUUUUUUAUUUUUUUUUUUUUUAUAGAGAUAUAUAAAAAAGAUAAUUUAAGGUAAACUAAGCAGUGAAAUGCAUAUUGAUGUGUUGAUACAGUCAAUAUUACCAUUGUAAUACAUUUAAUUUCAGUUGUACUACUCUAGGCUGCUGAGAGUAUCCAUAUGUUUUUAUUUUUAUUUUCGGAUUGUAGAAAAAGAACAUGUUGCAUAGAUUAAAAAAGGUGCUGGCAUAUAAUUUGUCAUAAACAAAUCAGUGUUGUAUUAUUUCUUGGACAUUUAAAUUGACUCUCCAGUCACAAGUGUUUCUCCUUUGCCCUAUUUUAGAAAUGUUGAAUGUCUUAAUUUGCUGUCAAGCAGUGGUGCUGAUUUGAGGAGACAGGAUAAGUUCGGAAGGUAAACAUUCUGCCUAUAUCUUAUUUUAAUUUGGAUUGGCCCUUAAAGCAAGAUUAAGUGCUGUAGGUACUGAUGUCCCUUUUGCUUGAUUUAUUCACUACAAGCAUCACCCCCCUUCCUCCCCACACCCUCUUUUUUGCCAGCCAAUGUAAGUAGUCGACUUUUUGACACCGCCUCCCUCCACUGCUGAUGGAGAGUCAGAAGCUCUUUUUCAAUGGAGUCCUUCACAGCAUGGGUUAGUUCAUUGGCUGAGAAUGAUCAGUCGAUGCUCUCAACCAGUGAGCUAACUCAGGAGAGCUAAUGGCUUCUGGCUCAUUGUUUGUAGUAGAGGUGGGCAGCGGUGCCUAAUGUACCCCAGGUAAGAAGUCAAACUUUUCAAUUGUUUGACUCUUUACAAUGGGUGGUGCUAGGGCGUUUCUUACAACUAACUGUACAGGGCGCUCUACAGUUAUAGCGUGCUGGAUAGUUUGAUGUUUGUAGUGUUGCUUUUUGCAUCUUCUGCUGAUUUAAUUUGGCUCAAUUCUCUUGCAUGUAUUGUAAAAAUGUAUCUAUUCACAGUAUUCACAAACAACCAAAUCCUAACCUAAUCACGACAAAUGGAUACCCUGCUAUUUUCAAAUGGAUCUCAUAAUUGCAUUGUAAAAAGAAGUACAAAUGGGAAAAGUAAUUGAAGGUUCUCACAUUUGUUAUCCUGCACAGUAAAACGCUAGACACAGUACAUGUUUGAUUGGUCAUGUGUGAAGAUUACUGUGCAUGUGUCCUGUGUCCCCAGUAUUUGUGGUUUUUGUUUAGGGGCACAUCUUUUCUGACAAUCUGAAAAGUACUCUUUUUAUUCCGUGUUCCUUUUUAAGUGCUUUUUAAUGGUGGUGGUGGUGGUGUGUUUUAUUUUUAUUUUUUUUUAUUUUUUUUUUUUUUCUCCUUUCUAAAUCUCAUAAUGCAACCAAAUCACUGACUAGUUAUGUCAAGGGCCCAAAUCCACUAACUUGCAUAUGUUUUUUAUAUUGUUUUAGGACUCCGUUGCACUAUGCUGCUGCCAAUGGUAGCUAUCAGUGCACUGUAAAUUUGGUCACUGCUGGAGCCAGUGUUAAUGAGGCAGACUUUAAAGGCUGCACCCCCUUACACUAUGCUGCUGCUUCUGAUACCUACAGGAGGUGAGUGGCACAUUCUAGGUUUGUUUUAUGUUCCUGACCUUAUUCGUAAAUCUAGGAAGAUCUCUGGGUUAGGCAUAAUUGUCACAUUACCUAUGUAAACUUACGUUCAAGCAUUCACAGAUAUAGAUGUUCAAGGCCUAUUCAGAAUGCUUUUUGAGUUGUGACUGUUUAGGACAAAAUGCCUAAUUUGGAAAAUUUUCCAACUUCAUGAUAUACACAGUUUGAUAUGUUGGCCUGAGUAUUGCUUCAAACCACGUUUAACAGUGAUAUGUACCCCUAUGUUCACAUGGGUUUAAAUAUUUAAUGUUUAAAGGACCACUCUAGGCACACAGACCACUUCAGCUUAAUGAAGUGGUCUGGGUGCCAGGUCCCUCUAGGAUUAACUUUUUUUUUUUUUUUUUAUAAACUUAGCAGUUUCAGAGAAACUGCUAUGUUUAUAAAUGGGUUAAUCCAGCCUCUAAAGCCUUUAGUGGCUGUCUCAUUGACAGCCGCUAGAGGAGUUUGCGUGCUUCUCACUGUGAAAAUCAGUGAGAAGACGCCAGCGUCCAUAGGAAAGCAUUAUGAAUGCUUUCCUAUGAGACAGGCUGAAUGCGCGCGCAGCUCCUGCCGCGCAUGCGCAUUCAGCCGGAGAGGAGGAGGAGCUCCCCGCCUGGCGCUGGAAUACAGGUAAGUUUAACCCCUUUCCUCGCCAUCCAGCCCGGCGGGAGGGGGUCAGUGCCAGGAAAACAAGUGUUUUCCUGGCACUAUAGUGGUCCUUUAAAGUGACUCAGUCAUCUCUAACAUGCCUUUCUCCUAUGGUUUACCCUGCUGUUUUUUGAGAAUCUGUAAUUUCAUUUCUGAUCUACUUCUCUUUGAAACAUAAGACAAAGUAGUCCCUACUUUGUCUUUAAGUAUUUGUCAAGCGUAGGAAUAAUAUACAAGAUAAAGUACUUGUUUUUCUAAAGCAAAAUAAAUCAGAAAUUGGAAAAAUAUCUGGUUGUGGAAGAGGAAAUAAUAGGAGAGGUUUUUGAUGUCAGACACUUUAAAAGAGGAACUCCAAGUUCCCUAGACAUUUAUUUAUCCCUAUAUUUAACAAAUUAUGCAUUUGUGAGGAAUGAAAAGUACAAUUAAAGGAACACAAACUUGUUUUAAUAAUCCUAUAAUGUUACCAUCACUAUCUGCCCACCCCCUCCCCACACACACCCUGGCCAAUCAGCAUCUCCUCAUAAAGAUGCAUUGAAUUAAUGCAUCUCUGAGGAAAGUGUCUCCAUGCAAAGGUGUCCAUUUAAAUGUAGAAAUCAAUACUUCAUUUUGCAGUUGGACACUGCCUUUUUAGCCCCUGGUCAGUCAUUCUAAUAAUCUGUCCUUUGCACUUGGCAGUCAGCAAAGAAAAAGCAUACAGAAGAGGGGGAAAAACUAACUUCUGUUGAUUUUAAAUAUUUGUUCGGACAUUGUUUUAGUUGGUUUAUAACGUAAUUUGCUGGCUUGUAGUGUUAUGUUCUACAUCUUUAAUAUGCAUUUUUAAAAGAAAACAGAGCAUCUCAUGAAAACUGUAACACCUUUCAUUUUCUUUCAAUAAAUGUCAUCAAUGUUAACGGAGUUUAGUGAAGUAACUCUUCUCCUUUCAAUUAGUUGAUUUUGGUGUGAUAUUUGAAAUGACCAAUGUAAAAGUUUGGGUAAAACUGACACUUUAACUGACUUGUGGUGUUUUCUACACAAAGCAUAAUUGCAAAUGAAAGGGUGAAUAUUUAUUUUAGAAUCUGAAAGGUGUUCAAGAAGAAAAUGCUUGCUUACAAUUACAUGGGUUUUUGUGGGAUUGUUUUGUAGUUUUACUUAUCCACUCUUCUUCCUCCUCCCGUGUGCUUACUAUUCCUUCUCAGAGUGGACACACACUCUGGGACAAGCCAGGAGCCGGACGAAGAGCUGCUGAAAGCCUCGCAACAGAAGGAGGCUUUCUUGUGAGUCGCAUGUUUGCUUGGCAUGUGUUCGGCAAAAUGAACGCCGAUCUCAUUUUACCACACUUAUAUUAUUUACUCACAUACACAGGAAGCCAAAAAAUAAACCUAACCGUGAUUGUUAGAAAACCUCUGGUCUCAUAAAAAAUUUAAAAAUGCAUAUCCACAAUAUUUUAGCUUAAUAUAAUGGUUUCUUUAUAAUGCUAUGUGGAUAAUAAAUUCUGCAAUAAUGCUAGUUCAGUUCCCAUUUUUCAACUAGAGCACUGCCCACUCAGUAUAUGUUCGCUAGUUAAAUUAUUUUUUAGGUGCAUGUUUGGUGAAGUAAAGACCUUCCUUAAUGCUGACACUUGCUUGUUUUUCAUGGAUGCCUUUUCUUUUUCUUAGCUGCCUAGAAUUCCUGCUGGAUAACAAUGCCGAUGCGUCAUUACGUGAUAAACAGGGAUAUGCUGCUGUACAUUAUGCAGCUGCAUAUGGCAACAGACAGAAUCUGGAACUGGUGAGUAAAAUAAAAAAAAGUAACGUAAGUGUGUUUUUUCUUUUUUUUUUUUUUAAAGCAAUCAGUCUUUGUAGUUUUCUUUUAAAGGCUCUUGUGAUAUCACAAAAAGCAUAACCACUAUGGUGUGCCACAGUAGUUAUUUUGCCAGUUACGCCCAGCUCCUGACUUGUAAAUAGUCAGAAUGUUUUAGAACAGAGGAUCUCUGCCUAAGCUGGCCCUGAACUGCAGGACCAGAAGAGGUGGCAAUAACAGAUUACAGGCUCUCGGGAAGUCUGUAAUGAUUGGUGAUGGCAGACCCUUAAGUGCUUGGAUUGUUUAUAAUGCCUACUAACCACAUGUUAUGCUUGUGUGGUGUGUAUCAGUUGGUUCCUACUAGAUUUCAGCACAAAGCUUAUACACGAUAGAAAUAAAUAUCCUGCUUACAUAAAGUAGGUAAUGUAAAAAAAAAUUCAUAUGCUUUGCUUCGAAUAUCAAGCACAUCCUUAACGUGUGUGUGUGUGUGUGUGUGUGUAUAUAUGUAUAUAUAUACAUAAUAUAAAUUUUAUUUUAUUUUAACUUUGCAUUAUAGUUCAACAGAUAUAUCUGUGUCCAUUUAGUACUUUUGACUUCUUUUUCAGCUCCUUGAAAUGUCCUUUAAUUGUUUGGAAGAUGUGGAAAGCACUGUACCAGUUAGCCCUUUGCACUUAGCUGUAAGUAAUAUUAAGCUUGAUUCAUCAUUUAAAUAUAUUGUGGUUACUUGCUUCCUUUAAUUUAGAUUACAUAGCUCCAUGAGAUUUGUUUUAUAUAAUCAGAGUAAUUUAAAUAAAAAUCUAACAGACCUAUUGCCCUGAAUCGAUCGGUCAGAACGCAUCUUUUGACUAUAAAUAUUACGCAUAUCUGCAAAUUACAGGGUCAUUGCCAGUAAACCAUUUUAUUUAAUGGAUAGUUGGCAAGUGUAGUGUUUGUUUUUUUUUCCUGAUUCUAAGGAGUAUAUUUGAAGAUUUUAAUGGAUUUUUUUUUUUUAUGAUGAUACCCCUAUAUGUCCUAGAAUUCAGUGUUUUUUUUCGGUCCAAUUCUAAUUUAUCAACAAUUUUUUGUUGUAUCCGUAAAACACCCAUUUAUUAAAAUGUUGUGUGUCACACCUAAAUAUAAGUGUGUGCAUGAGCUAUAAGUGGCUUUAAUCUGUAGGUCAGCCAUAACUGCUAUGUAUAAGUUUUUGUUUGUUUUAUCACCUUGGAAUAUGUUUAAAUGGUACAUAUUACUUUUCACUCCAAAAGCUUUGCUCUGAAUAGUACUGCACUCUUAUUCUACACAGAUCUUUGGUAUGUAAACAGUGUUAUGACCUUAAAGUGACAAGCUAUAGGCUACAUUAAUGAAAUAAAGUUAGAAUGUAUAUAUGAAUGUGAAAUGCCCACCACUUACUCAAUAUAAACAUUCUGUCUGAGUCAUAGCAAACUUAUUGUGCACUCACCCAUAGCUUACUGCUGUUUCUAUGCUACAUGUUCUGAUAAUGGUUUUUAUUUUGCAGGCCUACAAUGGUCACUGCGAUGCUCUGAAAACUCUGGCGGAGACUCUGGUGAACCUGGAUGUGCGAGACCACAAGGGUCGCACUGCUCUUUAUCUCGCAACAGAGAGGGGAUCUACAGAGUGUGUGGAAGUUCUCACUAGCCACGGGGCAUCUCCUGUCAUAAAGGACCGCAAGAAGAAGUGGACUCCACUACAUGUAGCAGGUUUGCUUACUUGUGGCUAAUGGUUUUAUACUUUUAUUUAUUCAUUUUUCUCGACCUCUGUUAAUUUACAUUUUUUUUUUUUCAGCUGCUUCUGGAAACACAGAUUGCCUACACCUGCUGAUUGACUGCAGCGAGAGGCCGGAUAUUGUAGAUGUUGUGGAUGCUCAUGGGCAGUAAGUUCAAACUAUAAAGAUUAAUAAAGCCAGAAGAGAGACACAUUUUCAAAAAAGUAGAGGUCUUACACUAUAAAACAGAAAAAGAACAUGCAUAAUUACAGACGUGACAAUCUAACAUCACGUAAAUAGACCUAAAUUAGAUAUACCCCUUUAAAUUCAUAGAAAAUAAUGCAGUCCAGCCACACAGAGUCUCUCAAUCUAGUGCUUGGGAGACUCCCAGUGUCUGAACAGACCCUGAAGGGGUCUCCCUUCAUUCCCCAAUGGCAUCAUUUUGAUCAGUGCUGGGCCUGGUCAGUUGCCCAGCACUGAUCUCAAUGCAUUGGGAAUACUAUUUUCAAUGAAAAAAAGAUGGGUAGCUGUCAUACUGAAAACAGUCUAUAGGUUGCACCGUCAUAAUACCACUUAUCUUCGAUUUUCCCUUGGCUAAUAUCCGUACUAUACACAUUAUUGAAAGUUUAUUUGUGUGUUUUUUUUUGUUUUUUUUUUUUUAAUAUUAAAAAUUAGUUAUAUGUAUAUGUCACUUCAAAUUAAAGCCAUUUCUGUCCUUUAACAAAUGAUCUAUAAUACCUAUGGGGGCACUUGAAAAUAAACUCUUUAAUUAUCGUGGAACAAACCUAUAGCUCAUAUUCUAGGUUUUGGUUCAGAAUAUGGACAGUUGCAUUUUGAAGGUGUUUAGAGAAGUGAUUGUGGUUUUUGUUUUUAUUUUAUUUUUGUUUUGUUUUGGGGGGGAUGGGAGGGACAGUUUCACUGAACUCAUAACUCACUCUUUGUUAUAAUGAAUUCUUUCUAGAACCCCUCUAAUGCUUUCAGUGAUGAAUGGGCACGUGGACUGUGCUCACUUGCUGCUUGAGAAAGGGGCCACAGUUGAUGCUGGAGAUAAAAGAGGAAGGACCACACUUCAUAGAGCUGUGAGUAGUUUAACCCCUUAAAGACCAAACUUCUGGAAUAAAAUGGAAUCAUGACAUGUCAUGUGUCCUUAAGGGGUUAAGGCAAUUUUGCCAUUUAUCCUAUAAUUUUGAUAAACUUCCUUGUUUAAAAACUUUCUAUAGUUUUGAUUGCCGAAUGCUACUUUACAUGAUUAUUUACCAAAGUUAGAGUUCAAAGUGAAAUCAAAGAGAAUUUAAAGAGUAGCUGAACUGAAAGCAUUUCCAACUUUGAGGGAAGUAUUCCAGUUCUAAUGGUAUAAAUGAAGCUGCUAUGUAUAUAAACUUGCGCUGCUAAAUUGGCUGCACAAUAAAGAAAAUAAAAAGAUUGAAAAUAACAUUAUUAAAGAGGUAUAUCAAACUAUAAACAAAACAAAUGUCUAUGAGAAAGAAGGUGAAUAAAAUGUUGACUGCAGGUGGCCAUAAGCUGAAUGAAACCAUGCAAAAUUCCAGUUCAAUCGCCAGGGUUAUUAAUCUGUGUAUAUUAAAUGAAACUAUUGAUCAGUAACUUUGGAGUUUGGCUUUUAUUUUAUUUGCAGUCUGUAACUGGCUGUGAGGACUGUGUUGGGGCCCUUUUGGACCACGAUGCCUUUGUGCUCUGUCGAGAUUUUAAGGGACGCACACCUAUUCACUUUGCUUCAGCUUGUGGCCAUGCUACACUGGUGCAUGUGUAUUUGCAGGCUGCGCUUUCUACAGACCCACUGGAUGCAGUGGUGGAUUACAACGGAUACACUCCUAUGCACUGGGCUGCUUACAAUGGUAAGGUUUAUCUAUUCAUUUCUCCACCCCCACUGUAUCGUGUGUGUGUGUGUGUGUGUGUGUGUGACUUGUACAUGACUUGCUCUUUUCCCAUCAUCUCCCAGGGCAUGAAGAUUGUUUGGAAUUGUUACUUGAACACAACCCAUUUGCUUACCUCGAAGGAAAUCCGUUUACUCCUCUUCACUGUGCAGUGUAAGUGUUCUUUCAAGACCAGACUGGAUUGUAAGGCGCUCACUCACGAUUCACUGUGCAAAUUAAAAUAAUUUUUUUUGUUGUUGUUUAUAGUCCUGACUCUUAAAACUGUGUAUUAAAUCUUACAGUAUUAACAACCAAGACGGUACAGCUGAGAUGCUGAUAGAAGCUAUGGGUGUCAAAAUUGUGAAUAGCAGAGAUGCCAAAGGGAGGUUGGUAUAAUAACUUGACAAUAUAUAGAUGUGCUUAAACCUCUAAAAUUCUUACCAAUUUUUUUUUUUUUUUUUUUUUUAAACUCUGGAAAAUCUGUAAAUAAACAAGAUUUGUUCAAACUAGUGAAUAGUUCACAUUCCUUGUUUAUAUAGGAAGUGUUUAAAUAAAAAACAGGGGUGACUCAGAAGCCCAUCCAGCGACUAGUCCACAGCAGAAUGUUCAGUCACUGUUUUAGCAGUGUAUUUCCUAUUGGAGAGGAGGAAGGAAAAACAUGGUAAACUUUUCUUACCAAUAUGUUUCACUUCCAAGCUGUUCCCUUUGAUAGUAAUUCUUGUUUUCUGUAUAGAAGAGUCCUGAGGGCCACUGGUCAAGUGGUGUUCAACGGGGGCUCAGUUCUGUACUUCGUGUUGCAUGCAUAUCUUCACACUUUAACUCUUGCUUCAUUAGUCAAUCUGUUGUCCUAUGGUCUUAAAGUGGACAUCAUUACCCCAAGACACUUUUUAAGAAAAAAAAAGAAAAAAAUCCAAAUGACAUGUUUAUGGGAACAAGUGAUUGAAAAGCUUGUUAAAUGAGAAUUUAAAAGGUGUGCAAAUUUAAACACUAAGGCCUUCCUGUUUAAUCCGCUAUUCAAUGUAGUUUUUUGUUUUUUUAAUUAUUUUGCUCUUGGCUUUUAAGCCAAUAGGGAUGUUAUUGCUAGUAAAAGCUUUAGGACACUCAUGACUCUAUUAAUUGGUAACAGAGGGAAUUAAAACCAGCAUAACGUAAUUGUUUGCCAUUAAAAGCUUGUUCUAUGCAGCAUAUUACAAGUAAUUUUCCUGCUCCGUUCAGGGUUAGUAAUAUCUGACUUUCUCCUACAGGACCCCUCUUCAUGCUGCAGCCUUUGCUGACAAUGUGAACGGUUUACAACUACUCAUGCGUCACCAAGCCGAGGUGGAUGCCACUGACCAGUCUGGUCGGACACCUCUGAUGAUGGCAGCAGAAAAUGGGAAGACUGCAGCAGUCGGUAAAUGCAUUUUCCUGCUCAGUUUGAGUCAAAUGCCGCGUUAGCUUGUGGGCGCAAAGUAAUUUGCCCUUAACUGAUUACCUUUUUGUCCUCCUCAUUUCAGAGUUUCUGCUGUAUCGCAUGAAGGCGGAUUUAACUGUGAUGGACAUAAACAAGAACACUGCUCUUCACCUAGCAUGCAGCAAGGUGCCUGGAUCUGCUUAUUUAAAAAAAAAAAAAAAAAAUCCUAGCUUUUGUUUCCUGUGAAAGUUUACAGUUGGUUUGUUUCCUAUUUUCUCAUGUAGCAAGCCAAAGUGUUCUUUUGAUAGUCACAAGAAACAUGGUUAAUAUCUCCCUGUAAUCUUAUACUAGCUUUUAAGAGUAUGUGUUUGCGUGUGUGUUUUCUAAGUAACCCACGUUUAGCACAUCAGGAAAAAACCUGAGCCUUUUUUUAAUUUAAUUUUUUAUUUGUUUGAUAUUAACCUUUUUUUAAUUCAGUAGUUAGAAUGUUUUUUUUUUUUGUAUGGUUUUUAUUUUUUUGUUUAGCUGUCACUCAAACAUUUAACGGGACGGCAAUGGACUUUCUGAAGGUCUUCUGCCUUUUAUUGUAGUUCCCACACCAUCUCCUAGCAGCAAUAUACAAAGUGUGAGUGACAGUAGUUUCCUAGCAUGUAUUUCCCCUAUUGUAUAAUUUGUGGACUUCGUUUGUUUGUAAAACAUUCACAAGAAUGUGGCGGUCGGGAGUUCUAGGCUCAGUCAUUAUUAGUGUACAUGAACUGCCUCUUGGCAUUUUGGUUUUCUUUUAAUUUUGGGUUUAAAGGGUCACUAUAUACACCAAAACUACUUCAGCCCCUUUGGUGUGUGUAUAUAUAUGAUUGCAGUCUCACUGCUCAAUUCUCUGCUAGGAGUUAAAUCACGUUGUUUAUGCAGCCUUAGACCCACCACCCCCCCUCCCUGCAUGUAACUGUGCACGGCCUUCCUAAACACUCAAUGUAAAGUCAAACCUACGGUUUACACUUCCUUUAUUGCACAGUCUGCUUAAUUUAGAAUUGUAUCUCCUACACUGUUCUUAGCUUCCUAGAUCAUGCAGGAGCCACCUGUGUGAUUAAAGCUCAAUUUACAGAGUCGGAGAUUUAAAAUUGUAAAGUAAAUAACAACUGAUUGAAAAUGAAACCAUUUUUGUCUUCAUGCAGGCUCAGUCACAGCUUGGGAAAGGUGUGGUUAGGGCUACAUAAACAAGAGAUUUAACUAUUUUAUGGCAUAGAAUGGAGCAGUGAUAUUUUCAGAGGCAUGAUAUAUACAUAAAACUUCUUUAAUAAGAUAAAGUAGUUUUGGUACUAAUGUCCCUUUAAGCAUAAAGGUUUUUAUUGUGUGUGUGGUGGGGGGGGGGGAGAGAUGAAUACCUCUUUUCCUAUAUGUCAUAUUUUUAUGUAACCAAUUUUAUUGUGCAAUAUGAAAAUUGUAAUCGAAAGCCGAUGCAAGUUUCAAGGGACAGCAUGUCAGCUUAAAAAUACUUGUUUGGAAUGUGCCUUAAGUUGCUGCUGCCAUGUCUGUAACUCAAAAGUGAAUGGAGCUUGCAUUAAUGUUCUCUUGUUUAGUGAAAUUUAGACAAAAAUUGUUUUUCUUUUAUUGGAAAUGCAGUUACAUCAGCAGUAAGACAUAUUGUUUUGUAACAUGUUUGAGAAGAUUAUAAAAUAUCCAGUCUGUUUAGUUCAUUGUUGAUGUGUUGGCUGUUUUAAAACCUGACUCAUUUAUCAAUUUAUCACUUCAAUUACUACAUGUUCACUGGUUCGUGGAUAACUUUGUUCUUUUUCCUUUCUGGGUACUUUUCAUAGAGAGCAGGGUUUGCUCUGCAUUGGUAUUCCAAAAAUAUGUUGCAAUGCAGCAUGUUAUCAGAUCUGGUUACUACUAGAUUCUGAAGAGAAUACUAAAAAAAAGUUUGGGUUUGCAAAGAUAUCCUAAGCCAACUGUGUGUUGUGUUUUUUUUUUGUUUUUUGUUUUUUUUUUUCCUCCUCCACGGAGUUAUGUUUGAGACACAAAGCCCCUCUUCCCAAACCUCCCCACCCCCCAAAAAUAAAAACCCUAAUGUAUUUUCCCUCAAAUACAUUUUUUAAAUAAGUUAAGAGCAUAUAACCGCAGUCAUACCAGGAAAGGUUAAAGGAUCUUAACAUGUAUAGCUUGGAGGAAAGACGAGACAGGGGGGAUAUGAUAGAAGCAUUUAAAUAUAUAAAGGGAAUCAACACAGUAAAGGAGGAGACUAUAUUUAAAAGAAGAAAAACUACCACAACAAGAGGACAUAGUCUUAAAUUAGAGGGACAAAGGUUUAAAAAUAAUAUCAGGAAGUAUUACUUUACUGAGAGGGUAGUGGAUGCAUGGAAUAGCCUUCCAGCUGAAGUGGUAGAGGUUAACACAGUAAAGGAGUUUAAGCAUGCGUGGGAUAGGCAUAAGGCUAUCCUAACUAUAAGAUAAGACUAGGGACUAAUGAAAGUAUUUAGAAAAUUGGGCAGACUAGAUGGGCCGAAUGGUUCUUAUCUGCCGUCACAUUCUAUGUUUCUAUGUCAUCGUGAGAAAUUAUGCUGAGUUACAAUAAUCAACAUUCCAGAGAUUAUUAAAAAGUUAGAAUACAAACACAAGUAAAAUAAUUCAAAGAAAAAUGUACAAGCUUUAUGCAGUUGAUCACCCUUUAAUCCAGCCAUCCUCCCAUCCCAGCUCACACUCACCCUCUCCGCAGACAAGAAUGGGAAUUAUACUACAGCAAACAUGUCAAACUCAGUCUGGCACGGGCCACAUAAACAAGGUUUAAGUUUAUGUGGGCUGCAAAAAAAAAAAAAAACGCACCCCCUCUACCACACUGUGCCAAAUCUGAUCCCCUCGCUGACUGUCACACUCUCGCUAAUUCAUACUUUUCUUUAUUGUUCCCUACCUUUUUGAGCCGAUGUGGGGCAUCUCCCUGGGGUCCUUCUAUCUGCUCCUCACUGCUCCCUCACUCGUUUAGUAUUGCCGGGUGCCGGAAUAUGAAGUCAUAUUCCGGCGCAGGCUUCACUACAGACUGUGCGAGGGAGCAGGAACGCUGAGCUUUCUCGCUGGCCCUCCUCCCCGGCCAGGUACGUUUUAGCAGAGUAGGCACCUGCAAUGUGGGGAAAGCAGGUGCCUACUGUGCUAUAACACCAGCAUGUACUCGCGGCUCGCCGGGCCGCAAAGAUGGUCCUUGUGAGUGCUUGUACUAGAGGUAUAGAGACCUGGAGAAGUGAUAUCUUCAUGUGAGAUUUCUGUAAUCAGGGAAAUGAAUUGGCCACCCAGUAUCAAGAAGCAACCGGUUUGGAAUAAUAUCAAACUUUGAGCAGAACUUAAGUGUACCGACCAACCAUCACUUCAGCCAAAAAUAAAGUGUACUCAAAUGUUGCCUUUAUUUUAAAAUGAAAGUGGUGUCUAGGGUAGGAAUGUAACAUUUCCAUGAAUUGAGGAUUUAAAUUUUUGGGGGCUAAAAUUUCCUUGUUGGUUAGUGUAUAGCCAAACCAUUUUAAAUGGAAAACUGAGUUUGGCUAAGAAUAACUGUAAGGGUCGUGUACCUGGCUGGGUCUAGACCUGAAAAAUAGUUUUACAGGUAAUGAUAAUGGAGAAUCUUUUAUUAGAUACGGGGAUAUUGGUGAGGGUCCCUAACAGUAGAAAUCCUGGGUGGCAUAUUAUUGCUUAAGUAUGUCUCAACUUCUUUCCUGAAAUCCUGAAUCAAGGGGCACUCUCAGUGAUAGAGAUCUGCCUUGGUGUGGGUGCAUUUAAAACUGGUUGAUGUCUGUUUGUCUUAAACAUCAAGUGAAGUCGGCGAGAGGGUAAAAUAGGUGUAGUGUGAGGUUCUUAAGAACAUAUCGUGAUAAGAGACCAUGUGGAGUAGUUUGCUUUGGGUGUAAUGUGUAGUUAGGAUGUCCUCUGGUGUGACAUCAGGAACGUGUCUUCAAUUUCCCCAGAACUGUUUUGUAGUUUUUCAGGCUAAUUGGCCCAAAUUAUAUACAUGUAGUGGAACCAAGACCUAUUCAGAAUGAGUCGUUGUUACUCCUGAGAAGACAAUGAGUGGGCCGAAGAUGUUCUCCAGUCUGAGAGAACAUUGUGAAGAAAGGUGGUGGCCUUACAUAUUGAAGAGGUUAGCUAGAUAAUGAACGCCAAAGUUAAGCUCUUUCGGCCUACUUCAGUCAUUGAAUUCUGAUCAGCAGUGCUCUGGGUGUUGAGCAUACCCAUGCUAAUGGCUGUAUUUCCUUAUCUUUAUUUAAGAGAUAAGACAUUCAUAUAGAAAAGAUCCUCAUCUUAUGAGUGGUGUUUUUGUUUUUUUAUAACAAAAAACCUUAAGUUAUAGUUUGACAGAAUAACGAAACGAUCACUAUAAGAAGUUGAAGCCAAAAUUGGCGUUCCAAUGAGAUUUUGUGCAUUUUUCUCACACAAACAAAUAUUAAGUCUAACUUUGGCCAGUGUUUGUGACUUAGUGGCUACUAAAGAUUGGAUAUAUACCCCAUUUGCAAUACCUUGGGUUGUCUACUUUUGUAAAUGUUAUACCAUCGUGGGGAUAAUUCUCAUUCCUGGGCUACCAUUCGGUCUCAAAGGGAACGUAACCUAUCUGGCGAAUUUCAAUGUGGAAAAAAAUGAAAAAUAUAACAUGCUGUAUUUGACCCUGUAAUUUCCCAAAACACAAUAAAACAUAUAUACAUAGGGGCAGGGCUCGAGUCCUGCAGGAAUGCGUGGGAACAUUCCCACUGUUCCUGCAGGCACUCAGGGGGCAGCAAAAAAUGCCACCCUGAAAUGCCCCCCCGCGUCCCACCUGUCAUGAGGGGGGCGCAGGAGGUGGCCCGAUGGACCCCACCGGCGGGUGCCUGUCUCUCUGUCAGACGCAGCGAGGGAGCUGUGUUCUCUGCUCCCUCUCGCCGCGCGCCGUUUGCUGAUGCUGGGAGCCGGAAUAUGACUUCAUAUUCCAGCUCCCAGCAUCAGUAGACAGCCCGUGCGGCAAGAGGGAGCAGAGAACACAGAUCCCUCGCCGCAUCUGACAGUGAGACAGGCCACCUCUCCACUGGACCCCAGGGACGGGUCCACAUCAGCUCUCCAGGUAGGGAGGCUGGGUGGACAUUUUUAUUUUUUUAAAUUUAAAAAAAAGAUAAUUUUGUGUGUGUAUGUAUAUUAUUUGGUUGGUGGGGGCAAUCUUUGGUGUACCUGGCUGGGUCUAGGCCUAAAAAACUGUUUUACAACCCACUGUCCCAAUGAUAAUGGAGAAUAUUUUAUUAGAUACGGGGAUAUUGGUGAGGGUCCCUAACAGUAGAAAUCCUGGGUGGCAUGCACUUUAUUCUCCAGGACUGGGGGGUACUGUUUUGCAUGUGAGACAUCUCUGAAUACAAAUGUGUAUUUUAUUGCAGUAAAAGCAAACAGUAUUAUGACAUUCACAGUUAAAAUGUCAUGUCAAACUAAAAAAAUUUAAAAUUUAUUUUCUCCCAUUUUUUUAUAUUCAUUUUAAAUUGUUUCAUACCUAGAUAUUUGAUGUUAAAUGAAAGCCCUGAUCCCCCUGAAUAAAAUGAUAUACAAGUGUGGGUGCCCCUUAUUUGAAAGAGGUAAAUUACGGUUGAACAGACCAUAUAGUCAAAUUCCUGGUUUUGUUUUGAUCAAAAGUGUACAUUUGGCUCGGUCUUAAGGGGUUAACAUUGGAUAUGUUUGGAAAUUCUUGCGCAGUACCCAUCUUGCACAUAAAACCACAUUUUAUAGUGUCACCUGAUGUCUUGCAUCCCCACAGUUCAUUGCUUGCAUGGUCCACUGCUAGCCAGUAUGGGAGAUCAUAACCUUUAGGAAGACCCUGGCUAAAUAUUUGAUUUAAUUAUUUUGGCACUACAAAAUCUACCUUAUCCUACUUUAAGCACUGUCCAACCGGUGCAAUGCACUUGCUUUUCUUUCUACACAACUAUUCCUGUAGAUUUUGUGUAAAGUCUCUGCAAUAUAGUUUUGUUGUGCUUAUUAUAUAGGCCUCCAAGAUCACCCAUUUAACACUCCCACCCCUUGAAUAUGUUUCAUGUUUUGAUGGCUGCAAUGUAAAAAGGGCUCAUCCGUGUCUGUGUAUAUUCAAAUUAAGUGUAAAAAGAUUAGCAACAUUUCAGGUUAUGUAUGUAUGCAUGUCCAUAAUGUAUAAAUUAUUUCAUUUUAACUAUUGUGAUCUGUUUUGUUCUUAAUUCUGUCAUUUAGCAGUUAAAUUACUUUGUUUAUGCAACACCACAUAGCCUUCAUAGAACUUUCAUAAGAGUUGGGUAGUUUUUUUUUUUUUUUUUAUUGAAUUAUUUUAACUUCUAUUAUUACGUGUUUAAUUUUGAAUUUAUCUUGUGCUUUUAAUAGCCUGUAUCAGCCUCCUUCUGUGUGUGACUAAAGUUCAGUUAGCUGAGCUGGAGAUUAGAAUUUGUAUAGCGCAAACACUGUGCUGUAAGACUUCACUGGAAAUUAAACCAUUUAUUUCAUGAAUGCUCUGAGUCAGUCGAGUUGUGCCUAGGUUUGCAUGAAUGGAAACUUACUUUACUGCCUCAGUUGCAGAGAAUUGAGCAGUGAGACUGCAGAUUCGUAUUUAUUUUUUUAAUUUUGAGUGUCCCUUUAACGCACUCAAAGGGUGUUGCUAUAGAAGGCUAGACUGAUGUUAAUCCUCUAACAAUGGCAGAUAUUACAAGGUUAUAUUCCAAUGUUAUACGUUUUUAUGCUAUUUUUUUGUCUUGUAAUAAAACUAUUACACCUUUAGAGUUUAUCUGGUUAAGUGUAUUUUAUUCUAUUUAAUACAAAUAUAAUAUGAACAAGUGUUUUUUUUCUUUUUUGUUUUUUUUCCUCCUCCUUUCUUUCUAGGGACAUGAGAAGUGUGCCUUGUUGCUUCUAGGGGAGACCAGAGACCUUGGCCUUAUCAAUGCAACCAACAGCAUGCUGCAGAUGUAAGUAAAAAUGAUGGACCAUCUGUUUUGUCCUUGAAGGCAUCCAAUGAAACAAGAGUAAUGCUUCUGAAAGCCAGUCAAACAUUAAUCUUGUGUAUAGUGUUCUAAAACUGUAGAAAUUAGAUUUUCCUGGUGAUCAGCUCCACCUUUAUAUCUUUUUGCCCCACAUUUAUAGAUAACCCUCUUAAAGGGAUACUAUAGGUACCAAAACCACUUUAGCUUAAUUAAGCAGUUUUGGUGCAUACAUCAUGCCCCUGCAGUCUUACUGCUCAAUUCCCUGCUAUUUAGGAGUUAAAUCACUUUGUUAAUCCAGUCCUAACCAUAUACCCCAUGGCUGUGCCUGACACCGCUUCCAUGCAAAAAAAGGUUUCAGAUCAUGCUAUUUUUACCUGCAGAUCUGUUAAUAGAACUUUAAUCCGCACAUGAGGCUCCUGCAGGCUAUUAACAGCAGGGUGUAAGAAAUUCUAAAUUAAGCAGAAUGUUCAAUAAAGGAAUUCUAGAAAUUAGAACGUUCUAUACAGGAAGCGUUUUGGAAGGCUGUGCAGGUCACAAGCAGGGGCUGCAUAAACAAGAUGAUUUAACUUGUAGGUGGUAGAGAAAUUAGCUGUUUGGCUGCAGGGGCAUGAUCUAUACAGCAACACUGCUUCAUUAAGCUAAGGUGGUUUUGGUGCCUAUAAUAUCCAUCUAAAUGUCUAUAGUAACCAGAUUUGUAUAAACUGGUAAAGGACAUUUGACUUUGAAAACAAGUUAUCUUGACAUGUUUCUAAAAACAAUAAAUAUCUAUAGAUUUGGCUUCUGCAGGGAAUACAGAUAUACCCAUUAAAAAAAAAUUAUAUAUUUUUUUUGAUUGUGUAGUCCUAUGCAUUGUCUGUUACUCUUGGAGGAACAUUUUUGGAAAGAGUGCACGUGUGACGAUUUGUCUGAAUGGUAGGUCAAAUGCUUUUCACAAAGAAUCAUUAUUUUUCAUAGAUUAGCAUUGGAUUGCUAAUGACUUAGAGCAAAGGUAAGUUAUAUGGCCUGGGAUGUAAAGGAGAGAGAAUUGGGCUGUGUGCACAGAUAAGUAAAGUAGUUUUAUAUUCAGGUUCUUUAUUAACCGCAUAAAGCUAAUAUAGGCUCUUCUAUCUGCUUUCAAAUGCUUUGUGCGCUGAUACCCGACUCACAGGACAAAGGCUUAUGCCUACACUUAGAAACACGGUAUUUUUCUCCUGAUGGAGUUUGUCUGAUUGCAGGGAUAGGAUGAAGUGGUUUUGGUGUUUAGAAUGAUUAAGAUGUCUAUUCCGUCUUUCAAUUGUGAAACUCUCUGUGCACUUGUAAUUUAAUGAAAUUUUUGUAAUUGCUGUAUUGUAUAGUGGUUGUUUAAACUGUUAUCUAAACGCAUUCACAUUUUUAUAAUUGGCCUUUUUCUUCUCUCCCUACCACCCCCAUAGGCCGCUCCACAUUGCUGCCCGUAAUGGGCUAGCAUCAGUUGUUCAAGCUUUGCUUACACGAGGAGCAACUGUGUUGGCUGUGGAUGAAGAAGGUGAGAUUAGGGUUCACCAUGCUUAGUAAGAAUUUUUUUGGGCGGGGGUUCAUGUGAAGAUCUUGCAUUUAAUACUUAUGUAACUCCUGCAUAUUCCCUCGUAGACAACAGGAAUGCUUUCCUGUAAUGUUAUGAACUAUAGAGGUACUUGCUAGACCAUUGCUCUGUUCUAUAUACUUUUAGACCUGCCAUAAUACAUGUUUGUGUUUUUUGUUUAACUUUUGUACUUCACCGGUCUCUAAUAUAAUGGUGAUUUUAAAAAAACACUUGUUAAAGCAACUUUUACCUUCUGGUGUGUCUGCCUAUUUUGAAACGAUUAACCCCUGAUGUUAUACACAAGAGAUGAUUAAUAUUCCGGUUCUUUAAUGCAGAGUUCACUUUCCACCUCCACAGUGGUGGAUGUAAAAUAUAGUGUAUAGUCUGCAAGUCCCUUUAUGUUGUAACCAAUGUUGGCUUAUGUUUUAUAUCCACAGUUCAUUGUGGGCAAAAAGUGUACCACUCCGUCAGAGCAGCUGAAUCGGUACAAGUACCGAUUUGCCCACUUACUGCUCAUCUGGUUUUACUGGACUCUACAGGUGAUACUCGAAAAAUUAGAAUAUCGUGCAAAAGUUCAUUUAUUUCAGUAAUGCAACGUAAAAGGGUAAACUAAUAUAUGAGCGCAAUGCAAGAUAGUUCAAGCCGUGAUUUGUCAUAAGUGCGAUGAUUAUGGCUUACAGCUCAUGAAAACCCCAAAUCCACAAUCUCAGUAAAUUAGAAUAUUACAUUCAAUCAAUAAAACAAGGAGUGUACAUAGAACAAUAUCAGACCUCUGAAAAGUAUAAGCAUGCAUACUGACUCAGUACUUGGUUUGGGCCCAUUUACUGCAUCAAUGCGGCGUGGCAUGGAAGCUGUCAGGCUGUGGCACUGCUGAGGUGUUAUGGAAGGCCAGGAUGCUUCAAUAGCGGCCUUCAGCUCUUCUGCAUUGUUCAGUCUCAUGUCUCUCAUCUUUCUCUUGGCAAUGCCCCAUAGAUUCUCUAUGGGGUUCAGGUCAGGCGAGUUUGCUGGCCAAUCAAGCACAGUAAUCCCACGGUCAUUGAACCAGGCUUUGGUGCUUUUGGCAGUGCUGGAAAAUGAAGUCCGCAUCCCCAUAAAGCUCGUCUGCGGAAGGAAGCCUGAAGUGCUCCAAAAUCUCCUGGUAGACGGCUGCAUUGAUCCUGGACUUAAUGAAGCAGAGUGGCCCAACACCAGCAGAUGACAUGGCUCCCCAAAUCAACACAGACUGUGGAAUCUUCACACUGGACUUCAAGCAUCUUGCAGUGUGUGUGCCUAUCCAUUCUUCCUCCAGACUCUGGGUCCUUGGUUUCCAAAUGAGAUGCAAAGGUUGCUCUCAUCAGAAGAUGACUUUGGUCCACUGAGCAAAAGCUCAGGUCUGUUUUUCUUUAGCCCAGGUAAGACGCUUCUGACGUUUGUUGUUCAUGAGCGGCUUGACAAGAGGAAUACGACAUCCGAUGCCCAUGUCCAGUAUCCUGUGUGUGGUGGCUCUUGAUGCACUGACACCAGCCUCAGUCCACUCCUUGUGAAAGUCCCCAACACUUUUGAAUGGCCUUUUCCUGACAAUCCUCUCCAGUCUGUGGUCAUCCCUGCUGCUUGUGCACCUUUUUCUUCCAUACUUUUCCCUUCCACAUAACUUUCCAUUAAUGUGCUUUGAUACAGCACUUUGGGAACAUCCAACUUCCUUCGCAAUUACCUUUUUGAGGCUUUCCUUCCUUAUGGAGGGUGUCAAUGAUGGUUUUCUGCACAACUGUCAGAUCCGCAGUCUUCCCCAUGAUUGUGAUUCCUACUGAACCAGACUGAGAGACCAUUUAAAGGCUCAGAAACCCUUUGCAGGUGUUAUGGCUUACUUAGCUGAUUAGAGUGAGACCCUGUGAGCCUAGAAUAUUGCCCCUUUUCAGAAUAUUCUAAUUUACUGAGAUUGUGGAUUUGGGGUUUUCAUGAGCUGUAAGCCAUAAUCAUCGCACUUAUGACAAAUCACGGCUUGAACUAUCUUGCUUUGCAUGUAAUGCGUCUAUCUCAUAUAUUAGUUUCCCCUUUUAUGUUGCAUUACUGAAGUAAAUGAACUUUUGCACGAUAUUCUAAUUUUUCGAGUAUCUCCUGUAUAGUGGUCAAGACAAUAUUUUAACCAUUUUGUUUAUAUAUGCAGGAGUUUUUAAAGCAUUUUUGUAUAGGGUUUUAAUAAGUCUGAAUAAAUUGUUUCAUUAUGUAUUCUGCUUUCUGCAUCCUUUCAAGGGACACAAUAUCACACUGAACUGUGGAUAUAAAACAUAAGCCAACAUUGGUUACAACAUAAAGGGACUUGCAGACUAUGCCCUAUAUUUUACAUCCACCACUGUGGAGGUGGAAAGUGAACUCUGCAUUAAAGAACCAGAAUAUUAAUCAUUCCCCUUAUGUAUAACAUCAAGGGUAUUUUUUUCCUUCCUUCCUGAACCUGUCCCUUAUCAGUGGGGUCUUCUUCAACUCACAUGAGCAAUAGUACAACAUUGAAGUCUGUAGAGGUUCUUACAAGACAGUGGGACGUAGGUCAUGCGCUUUUCACCUUAGCGGUCACUAGUGGCUCCUGGGGACUUGACGACAAAGCUUUUUGUCAAGCAUAGGAAAAAUACAGCAUCAUACUUUUCAGAUUUUUCUUUUUUUAAAGCGGAUGUAUAUGGUUGACACUCAUCUUUGAUCUAAUUAAGCGGUGAUUAUGACACCAGUGCUGUAUUGUUAUACUGUUUAAUUUAGAGGCACACUUUUUCUACCUCAGAAGAAACAAAAGGAGUAAGAACGGAACAGGGCCUCAGUCCAUAACGUUGUUCUUCCAUGCAGGAUCUGGGAACUGGGUAACCUAGUUCCCCAAUCUCCUCUGUGGUUCAUUGUGUUGGAACAUGGUAUGCAGUCAAUACAAGCCAUAGGGAGUUCCCAUUGCAUUUAAGAUCUCUGGGUCGGAUACAUUUAAUCUAGCCAUUAGUUUGGUCGACACCCCUCUUCUAAACAGAUAUACCAUGCUUCCGUGCACUACUCUCUUGAAUACAGCAACUUGACUUGCUUUUUAUUUAAAAAAUUUUCCCUCUAAGUUUUUAGGUAGUGUAAACUAAGAAAAUACAAGUUACAACAUGGAUGGAAAGAAAUCCAAAUAUGUAAAGAUGCAUGAUUGAAAGAAUCAUAUUGGUGAUGCAUACAUUCCUUUAAUAUUUUCUUAUAAGUGCAGAAGUUUGCAGGCGGGAAAAAAUGUGUAACCUACUGAAGAGGGGCAUGCAGUAUCUGCUUUCUUUCUAAUGUUGACAUUUGUAAAGUGAUUCCCUAAAGUUGAUUUUUUUCAUAGGUUACCACAGGUAACGUUUCCUUGUCUACAUCUCCCAACAACAUUGGAGAGAGGGAAACAUUACUGGUAAACAGAGACAUUGGAAAGAUGCAAAAAUUGACAUGGUCAAGAAGAAAAAUUAUCUAGCAUAGAUGUAGUUAAUAGGAAUUCCACAUGUCAAUAUAUUUACAUUUUGGUAUAGAUCAUUGGACUGUCUACCGUAUGCCUAUUUAAACAAAAUAACAUGUUAAUAAUGGGCUUUUAAACCACUUUAGAUAGCACUUUGUGAGGUGAAUGUAUGAGCUUUUUGUUUUGAUGUUGCUUUCAAUAUGUAACCUUUAUUUAUUUCGGUUUUCUUUCUUUGUUUUUUCUUUCCCCCCACCCCUUGUUUUGUUGACAGCAGGUCACACCCCAGCCUUGGCCUGUGCUCCGAACAAGGAUGUAGCAGAUUGCUUGGCACUUAUCCUUUCCACCAUGAAGCCUUUCCCACCAAAAGACGCCAUCCUCCCCUUCAGCUUCAACCUUCUGAAGAACUGCGGUAUCGCUGCUAAGACUGCCCUUCCCAAUGGCAGCAGCUGCCCUUAUACAAAGGAUCGGCACAGCUCAAUUGCCAUGGAUGGCUGCUACUCUGAGUAG
Messenger RNA from Pelobates cultripes (western spadefoot toad), 39497 nucleotides. NCBI's taxonomy places the organism in Eukaryota, Metazoa, Chordata, Amphibia, Anura, Pelobatidae. The record is from the annotation of a GenBank genome assembly.